AUGGAUUUCAUAUCCACUCUGUACGAAACCUUCUCCGGCCAAACCUUAGGCCGGCCGGAUAAGAAGCGCAAGAGGAAACUGCGCGCUCAACGCGGGGUCUCCGUCGCAAAGUCGCCGAUUUUGAUGUCGUUAAAGUCGCCGCAAAAAGGGAAAGUCGCGAAGAAGAAAAGCGCGAGACCAAAUUUGAAAUCCAUAACGAACACGAGUAACAACAACAACAACAACAACAACAAGCCGGUGCCGCCGAACAAGAAGAGCAGCGGCAAGAACAACAACAACACCACCACCACUGAUGAGAAGAAGAGAACGUCGGCGAUUCAAUCUGCGAUAGAGAGCGGCGAAAAAAGCACGCUUCCGUCGUUGAUGCGAAAGAUUGAAACCAAGAAACGAGCGAUACUCGUGCAGAUCGAAGCGUUGGAGAAGGAGGUGAGGACGAAGAAAGCGGAAGUGGUCGAGCUGGAGAAGGAAUUGUUACUCGGCGCGAGCAGUUGGUAA
Messenger RNA from Bathycoccus prasinos, 495 nucleotides. RefSeq lists its product with no specific name. Bases 1 to 495 code for a protein of 164 amino acids. The transcript has a single exon. The record is from RefSeq and is a predicted model, not a curated record. NCBI's taxonomy places the organism in Eukaryota, Viridiplantae, Chlorophyta, Mamiellophyceae, Mamiellales, Bathycoccaceae.